GUGAAAUAUAUUUUCCCGACUAAAUUAAAAGUUCAACGCAGAUGUCACACUUUCUCCAAUAAGUGUCAUUUUUAAUUUAGCCGUAUUUCUCAGUGUUUAUAACCUAUAAGUGAUGAUAGAUGCUAUUAUUUCAUAAUUUAAAAUAUAUUCAAUUAGAGAAAAAUGAAUAAACUAACAUCAUAUACGAUAAAAGAAUUGCACAAAGCAUAUCAUGACAAAAUCCUGACGCCUAUAAGUUUUGUUGAUUUAUGUUUGCAAAAAGCGAGACAAACGAGUAAAUUAAAUGCAAUAGUUACUAUCACAGAAGAUGUCGCAGAAACGCAGGGAAUUGAGAGUGAAAAGAGAUUUUAUAUUGAGAAAAAUAUCAAACCUCUGGACGGGAUAACGAUAGCUGUUAAAGAUAAUUUCUGCACUAAAAAUAUCCCUACAACUUGCGCGUCGGAAAUGUUAAAAGACUUUAUACCAACUUAUGAUGCGACUGUAUACUCUAAAUUAAUUGACAAUGGUGCUUGUUUGAUUGGGAAAAGUAAUUUAGAUGAAUUUGCCAUGGGUUCUGGAACAGUAGACUCUAUUUUUGGUCCGACUCGUAAUGCUUGGGGAUAUAACGGUGAUUCUGAUUGGAGAAUAGCUGGUGGCAGUUCCGGAGGUAGCGCUGUAGCUGUAAGCACAGGAGUUUGUGUUGCUGGUAUUGGUUCGGAUACAGGAGGCUCAACGAGAAACCCUGCAGCAUUAUGUGGUGUGGUUGGAAUUAAACCUACAUAUGGUCUUGUGUCUAGAUAUGGGCUGAUACCUUUAGUUAAUUCGAUGGAUGUGCCUGGGAUAUUAGCAAGAAAUGUUGUAGAUGCGACAAGGAUUUUAAACUGUGUUGCAGGACCUGAUCAUUUAGAUUCAACUACAAUAAAAAGAGAUUUUAAACCUAUAGAGUUGAAGGAUAUUGAUUUAUCAAAAGUAAAAAUAGGAAUACCAACUGAAUACCAUUGUGAGGGUAUGAGUAAAGAAAUUAUUGAUACAUGGAGUUUUGUAGCUGAUUUACUUGAGAAAGAAAAAGCUAUAAUUAAAACAGUAUCUAUGCCACAUACAUCUGUGUCUAUAGCUGUUUAUUCUAUAUUAAACCAAUGUGAAGUUGCCAGUAACAUGGCACGGUAUGAUGGUUUAGAGUUUGGACUAAGAACUAAUGAAGAUUAUUCAACCGAGGAACUGUACGCUUCAUCGAGAUCUCAAGGCUUCAAUAAUGUCGUCAGAUCACGAAUAUUUGCAGGGAAUUAUUUCUUAUUAACAAGGAAUUAUGAUAAAUAUUUCCUCAAAGCUUUGAAGUUACGUAGACUGAUUGCUGAUGAUUUUAAAAAUGUUUUUAACGGUGAUAAUGGUGUUGAUGUACUGCUUACCCCGACUACUCUGUGUGAUGCACCGUUGUAUGGUGAUUUUGUAUCUAAACAUAACAGAGAUCAAUGUGCUUUUCAGGAUUAUUGUACUCAACCAGCGAAUAUGGCUGGCAUACCAGCGGUUUCAAUACCUAUACGCUUAUCAAAUAACAAAUUACCCAUUUCAUUGCAAAUAAUGGGACCAAAUCUUUCCGAAGAAUUGUUGUUAAAUUUAGCUAAAAGGAUUGAAAGUAUUGUUAACUUUCCUACUAUAGAUACUGCAAAUUGUAUUUCGUAAUUAGCUUAUAGCUUAUAGAGCGUCGGUGGCUCAGUGGUUUAAGCACUUGUCUUGUAAUCUACAGGUCUUGGGUUUCGAAUCCCGCUGU
This is a messenger RNA of Papilio polytes (common Mormon), 1747 nucleotides long. It is a transcript of the gene GatA, whose product is annotated as glutamyl-tRNA(Gln) amidotransferase subunit A, mitochondrial. Gene Ontology annotation, biological process: mitochondrial translation; glutaminyl-tRNAGln biosynthesis via transamidation. NCBI's taxonomy places the organism in Eukaryota, Metazoa, Arthropoda, Insecta, Lepidoptera, Papilionidae. Gene Ontology annotation, cellular component: mitochondrion; glutamyl-tRNA(Gln) amidotransferase complex. Bases 163 to 1659 code for a protein of 498 amino acids. The record is from RefSeq and is a predicted model, not a curated record. Gene Ontology annotation, molecular function: glutaminyl-tRNA synthase (glutamine-hydrolyzing) activity. The transcript has a single exon.